AUGGACAACACCUCGAACCGACCCUUCCAGCUCCGCCUGAACACGAAACCGAAUCCCAAGCCCUUCGCUUCUUUCUUGCAACAUCGAAACAACAACCAACAGUCUAGCUCUCAGGACUCCUCUGGCGGCCAGGCCUCUCAACGACGAUGGAUGGAUCCGAACUCGAAUGCUGCUCGCGCUAGUCCGGCACCUCCGAGGAUCUUUCACCCACCGGAGCCCCAGAAUCCUUUGCACUUCAAGACUCCGAGCGAUGCGCCUGCUUCUGAUCAUUCUGUGGAUGACUUCGCCGAUGAAGGGAGGAUCCCGAUCGCCCAUCGAGCGUCGGCGGAGACGCAAUACCCCGAAGACAAGACCCAGUAUGCUACGCCGCCUCCACCCACGAUGAAGAUCCCCUCUACGCACUCUCGCUACGAACGCUCCGCGACCCCGCAACCGGCACCACCACUCAAAGGACUGCGCGCGAGGUUGGACACGAACUACGACUACGAACCUGAUACUCGCGAGCCGCAACGUGCUAGACAGGCGUCUAUGCUCUCCUUCUUCAGCAACGACAACUUGGCCCAGCUGGCGCAAGAGCAUGCGGCGCGGGAGGAAGCGAUGCAUGCUCUGCACGACCAACUGGAGGAGAGCAAGGCGAACACCUCUCGGCUGACAAGACUGCUCAAAGAACGCGACCACGAACUCGCCGCGCGGACGUCCGCUCUUGCCGAACUGAAGACUCUGACACUCUCGAAGGACGAAGAACAUGCGAAGCAAGUACAAGAACUUGGCGCUCGCCUCGACGUGUCUGCCUCUCGGAUAUCUACUCUCGAAGGCGAAACCGACGUUCUGAAAAAGCAACUGCUAGACGCUGGCGACCGACUGGCACAGGCUGCGAAGACUACUGAGGACUCCGAGCGGCGCGCUGUAGACGCCGAACGACGAUGCGAGCAGGCCAUUCGCGACAACGAGGCGCGCGUCGCGUUUCUGACGCAGCAGAUGGAAGAUGUGAGGACGGACGCUCGCGCGCAGGUCGAUGAGACAAGGGAGGAGGCGCAGAACAUCAAGGACGAGGCGAAGAAGCGGAUGCACGACCUGAAGACCGCGAUGAAGAAGAGGGUCGAUGGGUUGACGGAAAGGUUCACGGAGUUGACCACAACCUUCACGGCGGUGCAGUCUCAACGCGCCUCAUGGGAUAGCCGCGCCAGCGAGGUUGAGCUCGGCGUUCAGGACCUUCAAGCUACCGUGAAGACAGGGCUUGCUGCUAUGCAACCAAUUCUGACCGCCGACGCGGGCGUCCUGAGGAUCGCUGAGACGAGGGCGGUCAUUGAAGAGCUUCAGGCGGAUCGCGCGAAUGCUAAUCAGGUCACCGACAUGCUGCGCGACAAGCUGCACGUCGUAAGCACCCAGCUCGUCGAGGCGAAGGACCGUGUGGCCGAACUCGAGCGCAUGCUCGCAGAGGACAAGCACCGAGUUCAGUCCAGCGUCUCUGAGCUCUCGCGUCUUGUAGGCGUCAAAGUCGAGGACAUGGCCGUUGAGCUGACGAAGAAGGCCCGAGAGAACAGCAAGAACAUGGACGAGGCUGAGCAGGUAGCGCACGAGCUCGGCACGGCCAAUGCCACGAUCGACCACCUCAGGGGCGUUCUCGCAGAGAAGGACGCUGAGUUGGAGGCUCUGCGGCCUGUCAAGGAGGAAGUCGCCCAUCUAAGGAUCAAGUGCGACACGAAAACUGCAGAGUUGGAGCAGUUGCUUGUAUUGCGAGAUGAGAAGCCGCACCUGGUACUCAAGCUGGAGGCAUUGGAGACGGCUGCGAAGGAGACCUCGCACAAGCUGCAGACCAGCGAAGCGAGGGUUGCCGACCUGUCGUUCAACCUUGCCGCGUCCAACUCCAAGCUGGAUGCGAUCGAGGAUAGCAAGAAAACCCUGCUCCUUCUCCAACGCGAACGCCAGGCAGAGAUGGUGAAGCUCCAGGACAAGUACGAGGAGUCUCUUGCCGAGACAGUCGAACUGCGCACGCAGAAGGCGAAUCUAGAGGACGUCCUAGUGAAAGCUCAGACGACAGUGCAUUCGCUAGAGGACCGAUAUGUCGAUCUUCGAUCUGCGCGCGACAGACUGGAAGCCGCACAAGACGAGGCCCAACAGGCGCGCGAGCGUAUGGAGCAGGAGUAUAUUGCCCGAAUCAGCGCUCUGGACGCCACCGUUCAGCAGCUCCGGGGCACCCUGUCGACUGCGCAAGACAGACUCACUGUGGCCGAGGAGAGGGUCCACGCUGGCUCGGCGAGCAUUCGCUCUCUUGAGGCCACCAUCGCAUCUCAGGAAGCACUUCUCGGCUCGAAAGACGAGGAGCAAAGGAGCCAAAUCAAAGAACUGGAGGCUUUGCGGGGGCGCUACGAUAAUCAGACGGAGAGCCUUCGUGCUUGCCGCUUAGAGCUUGGCGAGAUACAGGGCCGCCUGACUCAAGCUGAGGUCGCUUCGUCUGUGGCUGCAGCGAAAGCCCAAGCGGAGGCCGACCGCAGAGGUGUUGCAGAGGCCGCCCUCGCAGCCGCCAACGAUCGCCUGGCGCGACACUCGCAGGCUUCUGCUGCCGUCGACCAGCGGCUCACUGUGCAGGAGCAGGCCCACAACGCCACCGCGCGAGCGCUCAGGGAACGCGCCGAGACGGCGGAGCAAGAGACCAUCCAACUUCGGAUCGAGACCAAAGCUCUGGGGGACAUGAUCACCGAUCUGAAGGCCCGCAUCGCGGAACUGGACCUUCGCCCCGCCGAAGUUGACACGCACGCAAACGACGAGCUGUCGGCUGAGCUGGCUGAUGCGAAGGGGAGAGUUGCCGCCCUUGAGCAGACUGUCGCUGAGCUCAAUAACGACGCGGAAACUCUUUGCGAGCGGUACCAAGAUAAUCGUUUGUCUCCCAAGGAGAAAGAGUUCAUGGUUUGCGUUCUCAAUCGCUCAAAAUCGAUUCACGAGCAAGAAAUGGUGGCGAAGGGCAACGAGCUGCGUCGACGCGAAAAUACCAUCAACAACCUCAAGAAGGAGCUGGCCAGCGUUCAAGCACACCUCGCGCGGGUCCUAAGGGAGCAGCGGCAGGAUGACGGGCCGCGGUCGUCGGCGAACAAGAGUAUCUUCAACAUCAAUGCGUGGAUCUCCUCUAGCCCGCAAGAGCAGCCUCCUCAAGAGGGUCCCUCGGUCGCGUCGCCCGUGCCCACGCCGAAUGCGAAACGCUCUGCAGUCUCUCCACCUAUCGGGGAGAGCAAAACGGUCGCGACCACCACCGCAACGCCGCGCGCGAAGACCACGCUACCCGUCGACGAAGCCAAGCCAGCGCGUACGAACGGCGCAAGCUCCUCUCGCACUCUCGCAAACUCCACGCUACGCACACCCGUCGGGCAUUCCCUUCGCCGCCCGCUCACGCCCAAGCCCGCCGUCGCACCUCGCAAGCCGUUCGGCAAGAUCGACGUGGACACGGAGGAAGAUUAUCUGUCCCCAAUCGAGGACGAAGACGAAGACGAAGACGAUGGUGACGACUAUAUGCCACUUGCAAGCGCGAGGGCGGAUGUGACGAGUAAGAAGAAGGGGAAGGGCAAGGCUGCUGUAGGGGCCAAGGCCAAAGCGGAGGCGGUGGAAGGCAAAGUCCUCCUGGGCAAGCGCAGCCACUCCAGCAGGUCGGUGUCGCCGGUGAAGCCGGUGACGAGGCGGCAGCGGACGACAACGGCGACGAAGGCGGAUUCCACGGCGGCUGCGAUGAAGGCCGCGACAAAGAGCGAGAACAAGCCGACGAGGCAGAGGAAGAGGGGGUGA
Molecule: messenger RNA, 3774 nt
Organism: Schizophyllum commune H4-8
Lineage: Eukaryota; Fungi; Basidiomycota; Agaricomycetes; Agaricales; Schizophyllaceae
Exons: 19
Coding region: 1-3774 (1257 amino acids)
Source: RefSeq, a predicted model, not a curated record